AGGAAUUGUCAAAGUCAGAUGAGUUCUGUCAUUUUUCUCAACCUAGGAAGAAUGAGAAAAAUAAUAAUUGAAUUAAACUAAAAUAUGUUUUCAUAUUUAUUUAGUUAAAAAAUACGCAAAAAUGUUCUCCCUAGGAGGGCAGCGGGUCUUAUAUAAGUGCCUCAAAAUUUUGAGGUUAAGUUUUGUAGACUUCAGCAACUCGCCUGACUUCAAGAACUUGAACGUGGUCAGGACUGUGGAGAAGACUAUAGAUAACAAUACGAGCAUAUUUAUUGAGAGCCCCAUACACGUGAAGGUGCAACCGAUCGAUGUAAACGAUAUGAAAGCUCAUAACAAACUUGUUAUGACGUUGUACAGUCAGGGGAAGGAAACAAGUGAUUUCCAGGUCAAGCAGACGUCGAAGCGCCUGGAGUUGUUCAGCAAGAAUAAGUCUUCGGAUCGCAAUGAUAUUUGUUUAAUAAGAGUACCGUAUCAGCUAAAUGUGCAGGUCACAACAACAGAAAAGGCUUCAGUAUUUUUAACAAAAUUGGAAGGUGAUGAGUUCGUCGUAAAAACAGAAAAAGGAUCCGUGAAAGUGUCGGAUGUUAAGGCUCAAAAUAUCAAAGUGGAAAGUGUAGAAGGAGAGGUGCACACAGACGGCCGACUCCAAGCUAGUAAUAUAGAUUUGAAAACUGGUCUUAACUCUGGCAUUUGUUGUAAUAAUAUCAUGGCGAAUACCUUUAUGGUUACUACCCACGCUGGACCCAUAGCUGUAAAGUCCUGUUACAGUGAUAAAUCACAUUUUACAACACUAAUGGGGAAUAUUAAUCUGGAUCAUUUACAUAGAUCGGUGAUGAUAGAUGUGAUACAACAAGGAAACCUGCACAUUACAGGUUUCUGCGGCAACCUGCAGGCUUCGUUGAAGAGCGGUGAGGUGUUCAUGCACGCAUCACAACUGAAAGACAAAAGCAGUAUUUUUAUUCAUGAAAAAGGAAAAGUUGAGCUGUUGAUACAUGAUAUUUUAAAAAAUUUGCCUGCAACAAAUUUAAUUGCAGAUAGAAUCAAGGUAGACGACAAGAUAUUGAAGUUGGGAAGAUUUAUGGAUGAUUCCCAUCCGAAGAGGUUCAGAUUUGAAGGUGAACCGGACAACGAGUUGCAUAUAGUCUGUAAGAAUGGCUCUAUAGAGUUGAAAGAGACAAGCAUGCCAUUUCUCAUAUAACUCACUUAGUAUAUUUGAUAGUUGUAUUAGUGAAUAUUGUAUUGUUUGUAUAUGAUGAGCUUGCUUGCUUUAUUUAAACUAAACAAUUUAUGAAAUACAUGUAUUACAUAUUAACUGUCUAAUGAUUGUAGAUCUAAAUCAUUAUGAGGCUAUUUUUAAUGAGUAGUUAUAGUCACAUUAAAUGCUGACUUGCAAUCGUUAAUCCAGUAAAAACAUCAAUCAUUCUAUAUUUUCAAGAAUAUCAAAAAUAAUGAAAAUUUUUUUUCUUUGAUUAACAGAAAUUAUGAUCCCAUGCAUUUAUUUUGCAUCAUAUAAAUACAGAUUAUAACAAUUAUUGGAAGGUUGUUAGCGCAAACUUGAUAAUAUUUGGAUAGAAACAAUAUUAAAAGUAAGCUAAUAAAAUGUGCUAUAAAAUGAUGUCUCCGAGUUAUCCUAGAACCAUGGAUUUACUACUUCAUUACAAUACUCAAAAGCGUCAUUACUUUCAUGGUUUUGAAAUAUAACAUUUUGAAAAUGGUAAGUAAAGCGUAAAAAUUUUUUAUGCUUCAUCAUUUCUAAACUGUACAACUAGUUAGCACAUAAAAUGUUUUUAUUUUUUUCUUUAUUGUUGAACUAUGGUUUCCAACUAUAAUUGCCAUAAGCAAAUCUUUAGUAGAAUCAUGUAGUUAUCAAGAAGUUCUUUUGAAGAAUAUAAUGUUAUUUCUACUCAUCAUUUAUAUAAAGAAUUCAAAUUAUCGUUGACGUGUCCGUCUUGUUGUCUUCCAUGAUCUAACAUUAUUAUAAACAUCAUUAAGAAAAUGUCAUUAUCAUACUAAUUUGUUUUUAGCAUGGCUAAAUUGAUGUAGGUUGUUGAUUGUUCAAGUAUAUAGUUUCCAUUAACCCUAAGUGGUUGUUGUCAAUUUUAAUUUAGUAAUAUUUGUAAUCAUUUGUCAAUUUAAAGACAUGUUAAUGUCCAUAUUCAUUGUAUUUACUAUAAGUAGGUACCUAUUUAUAUUGCAGAUCCUAAAUAAAUACCUAUAUUCAAGACUAUUGAUAUUUAGGUAAUGUAAUCAGGAAAUGAUAUCGAACUUACUAUUUUGUUUCAUUUACUGUAUACAUAAUGUUGUUGUAAAAUAUGCAUAAAUAUACCUAUCCUUAUGAAAGCAAUAAUUAAAUUCUCUAUAAAAUAUAAUUAGGUAUCAAUGCAGUUUUCGAUUUAUUGGAGGUCAUUCUAUCCUUUCAAGUAUUUUUAUUAGAUAUGAGUCUAAGGUUGUAUGUCCCAAUUACAGUUCCUUAAUUUUUUUUUGUGUGAUAUAUUUCACUUUUGCUAGUCUCAUUUGUAGAUGUAUAUUAUUUUUCAGUGUUAUAUCAGAGAAAUAGGUACUUAGAUAUCAUAUAAAUGUAUUUUAAAUUGAUUGUUGAUAAUAAAUUUUCAAUAUCAGGA
This is a messenger RNA of Plodia interpunctella (Indianmeal moth), 2621 nucleotides long. RefSeq lists its product as uncharacterized. Bases 122 to 1198 code for a protein of 358 amino acids. The transcript has a single exon. NCBI's taxonomy places the organism in Eukaryota, Metazoa, Arthropoda, Insecta, Lepidoptera, Pyralidae. The record is from RefSeq and is a predicted model, not a curated record.